AUGAAGCAAGAUGAAGAAAUCUUCCAGAUCGCACGCCUGAACAACUGUGCAUGGUUUGCAGCGAUCGUUUUCUCCGACUACUUUUCGUGCAUUUUGGGCUUGGUGCGACAAGGGUCAAGCUGGAGUUUGGAGCCGUUCGACGAAAUACGUGACAAAGAUCACCAGAUCUUCCAACGCGGCCGCGGUAAUGCUUGCAGUGUUGAAUUUAACUGCUUGUACAGAUGGCAUGCAACGACCUCCGUUGAGGAUGAGGAGUGGAUUACUCUACAGUUCCAGAAACUCUUCCCUACCAAGAAGCCUGAGGAGAUUACCUUGAAGGAUUUCUAUCAGGCUGAAGUGCAGGUCGAGAAGACGGAUCUUGAUCAAUGGACGUUCGGGAACCUCCAGCGUCAGACCGAAGGUCCGAACGCGGGUGCGUUCAAAGACUCCGAACUUGCGAAUUACAUCAUGAACGCAACCUCCCAACACGCUGCUGCCUUCGGUGCUCGUGGUACACCCUCAGUGAUGCGUCUUCAUGAGAUCAUGGGUAUCGAAGCUAACCGAUCAUGGGGUGUUUGCUCGCUCAAUGACUUCAGGAAGUUCCUUGGUUUGAAGACAUACUCUAGUUUCUUGGAAUGGAACCCCGACGUCGAGAUCGCCGAAGCUGCCGAAAAGCUUUAUGGUCAUAUUGACAACUUGGAGCUGUAUGCUGGUCUACAGGCUGAGGCUACCAAGCCUCUUAGGGAGGGCGCAGGACUCUGCCCCGGCUACACUAUCUCUCGUUCCAUUCUGUCGGAUGCCAUAGCUCUGACUCGUGGUGACCGGUUCUUCACGCAGGACUUCACACCAUACAACAUGACUGCCUGGGGUUUCGCUGACUGCCAGCGAGACCCUGACGGCUACGGGUUCGGUUCUACGCUUGGUCGCCUCCUCCUCCGCACCUUGCCCAACGAUUAUACUAUAGACAGCAUCUACACUUGGUUCCCUUUCAUGCACCCUGAGCCUAUGGAGGGUUACUUGAAGAAACUUGGCAAACUCGAUGGAUACUCUCUUGCACGGCCAAAGCCUUCUGGGCCUUGUACCACUGUGACUAAUUACGUGGAGGUUGGCCAGGUGCUUCACAGCGCUGAAAAAUUCGUGCCUGAAUACGUCGAGCGGGCAGCAAAGGUCAUCAAUGGCAAGGGCUUCUUUGCGGCAUCUGAAAGUGCAGCUGAAGAGCAGAAGUGGUUCAUCAGCGCACUUGCUCCUUCUCCAGACGCUGUCUCUACGAUUGGCACCUACUUCUACAACGAGACCAAGGAACUCAUCGAGCAACGCUCGUUCCCUUUGAUUGGCGGGAAGACUCGUGCAGUCAACAUCGUCCGAGAUGUGUUGAAGGUUGUGCCAUUGCGCUGGGCUGCCACUGAAGUUGCUGGCAUUUCUCUCAAGACGAAGCAACAUCCUGAUGGCGUCUUCACUGAGUCUCAGUUGUUUGACAUGCUUUCGGAGACCUACCAAUUCAUCUUCCUCGAGGUUGAGGCAGCGAAGUAUAUGAUUUUGAAGCAAAGAGUCAAGGACCACGUGCGAGAACUGACCCGCCUCAUCAAGAGUGCUCUUGGCUAUGCGGGGAGCAAAAUGCCUCUUGCUGGACUAUUUGACACAUUAUCUGACCUCUUUGGAGGUAGAGGCAAGAACCACCAUGAGAUAGUCAAAUGCUUGUUCGAGUUUGGUUAUUCCACCGAAGAGGUCGUGAACUCUAUCCUUGCGUUGUUGGUCGGGGCCACUGUCGAGAUGUCUCUUGCUUUGACGAACGUCGUUAACCAGCUCCUUGAUUCGGAGAAGAAUUCACUAGUCACCAUACAAUCGGCUAAGAGUGCGGAUACCAAAGAUCUUCAUAGUCUGACUGCCUAUACCAUCGAGGCCCUCAGAAUCGACCCACCUUUCGCUGGUGUCUACCGUGUCGCAAAGCAGGAUGGAGUCGUGGACUCUUCGACUGUUAAGCAAGGUGAACGCCUGUUCUUGGAUAUUGCCACAGCAAACAAGAACGAGGCUGCAUUCCCCAAUCCAACAAUCUUGGAUACUACUCGUACUCGUAAGCGCUAUCUUCGUGGUGACGGUUGCUUCAAGGUUCUUGGAGAUGAUCUUGCAUCGACGAUCAUCGCUCAGGUCCUCCGCGGCAUACUUUCUUUCGACAAUGUUCGUCGUGGCCCUGGUCAGUCAGGGAAUCUUCCUCGCUUCCAAGAUGGUGUACUCCCGAUGCUACGUUAUGCAUACCUUGACGAGAAGAUGUUGCCCAGCGCGUGGCCGACGUCGAUGGUCAUUAAUUACGACGUGUCUUCAUGA
Messenger RNA from Suillus paluster, 2301 nucleotides. Its product is annotated as heme peroxidase. Gene Ontology annotation, biological process: response to oxidative stress. The record is from RefSeq and is a predicted model, not a curated record. Lineage: Eukaryota; Fungi; Basidiomycota; Agaricomycetes; Boletales; Suillaceae. Bases 1 to 2301 code for a protein of 766 amino acids. The transcript is spliced from 11 exons. Gene Ontology annotation, molecular function: monooxygenase activity; peroxidase activity; oxidoreductase activity, acting on paired donors, with incorporation or reduction of molecular oxygen.